Molecule: messenger RNA, 501 nt
Organism: Stegodyphus dumicola
Lineage: Eukaryota; Metazoa; Arthropoda; Arachnida; Araneae; Eresidae
Product: coactosin-like protein
Biological process (GO): regulation of actin filament polymerization
Cellular component (GO): site of polarized growth; actin filament; cortical actin cytoskeleton
Molecular function (GO): actin filament binding
Source: RefSeq, a predicted model, not a curated record
UCUAGGGCUCUCUUCAGGUAUAAAGGAGAACAGAUUAUUCACGACUGCUCUGGUGUAGAUAUAGACGAGCUACGUCAAAAAUUCACGGAUGAAGAUCGUGCAUUCGCAUUUGUUCGUGUUCUUGCUGGAGAUGAAAUGAGCAAAAGGAAAAAAUUUGUCCUUCUCACAUGGAUUGGUCCCAAAGUUGGUACAUUGAAAAGGGCUAAAGUUUCUGUUGACAAAGCUGAUGUAAAACAAGUUAUACAGAAUUUUGCAGUAGAACUUCAACUUGAAAGUCCAGAUGAGCUAACAGAAGAGUUCUUGCGUGAUCACGUGGAUAAAGUAGGAGGAGCAAAUUAUGGAACAGGAACGAGAAGUUAAGGCUGGGCCUUUUGUAUUUACAGUAUCAUAAUGAAGAUAUUUUUUGUUACCAUUUAUAUAUGUAUUUCUUUUUAACUCUAUUGUUUCUAUUCUGCAAACAAAGUGUUAGCUUUCUGAAAUAAAGCGGUUUAUACUUAAAUA